GCAGGGCUACUCUCUUCCCCCUGUAUGUUCUGAUGAGCCUGGGGGUAUGAACCAGACUGCCAACACUGUAGCAGUCAAGCACAUUGAAACCCCUCAACCUCCUCGUCUUCAGGAUAGCCUCAACCCCCGUCUUGGAAGCCAUGUCUUGCACACAGAGAAUAACUUUGAACAGGAGAUAUUUUCUGGAAUAGCCAAACAGGUACAUCAGCGAGAUCCACGGAACCACGAUCGCAUCAUCAUGGACAACAAUUCAGAGUACCAAAAGAACCUUCAAGACUUUUUCCCCUGUGGUCCAGAUAAGUGGACGAAGGCUUCAGCAGCAACCAUGCACAAUGAGACACAAGGAAUGCGACGGGUGGAGAAAGGUACUCGGCGGUGGGUGGACCUGCCUACCACUGCUGACUAUGCCACAGAGGUGGGUCUGAGACCUCCUGACUACAGCGGGAAGGACACAGAGGUGCCCAGACAGCAAGCCCACUACAACCCUAUGGCUGAGCUCUCCUCCUUACGUUACGCAGUGGAGGGAUGGAGGAGUGCCUGGAAGAUCAAGAUCACCUGGCAGAGUGUGACUAUUGAAGGGCUGAAGAGGGCCCUUAAAGACCUGCACUACCACGUUCGCCUGUCAGCCAUAGCCACUUGUGCAUCAGGGGCAGUGAACAGACCGAGGGAAAAGCAACAUCCCACAGAUGCAGGUCAGUAUGGCCGUGUGUGGGACAUCCAGCCAGUUCCUCAGGAGCUCCAGCCUCUUCUUCUCCUGGCUCUGGACGACCCUGUGAAGAGAGUUCAGAUGGCAGCAGCAGUGUGCCAGUACGCCAUGGGGACGCCAGACUCCCGAGCCCGCGUAAUCCUCCGCAAUGCACUACAUCAAGACUCUGCAGGUGUAGGUGCAGACAGCUGGGUGGCAGCACAGUGCCUGGCUGUGGAGGGGGAGCACAGUCGGCCAGUCAUUCAGAGACUUCUCUCCCAGCACUUCGUCAGUGAGGUUCACACAGAUAAUGAACAGUCAGCGGCUCUACUUGCCAGCAUCAGUAGCAAGACAACUCUAGUUCGCUCUCUGCUGGCUGAGGAGUUGAAUUGUGCCAACUGGAGGACCAGACUCUUGGCUUGCAACACUAUCUCCAAAUUGAAAGGACCAAUUAAUAAGGACCUUGCAAACAAGUUGAUCUACCUGAUGUGGAAUGACUGGAGUGGUAAUGUGAAGCAGGCUGCAGCRCAGGCCCUGGGGAAACUAGGAAUGGGAAGAGAUGUGCACAACGAGCUGAGAAUGAAGCUAGAGGAAGGUCCCGCCUCCUGGAGGGUGGAGGCUCUCAUCCUCAUAGCUCAUCUACAGAUCAUGACCGCCAAGCUGCUGCCACCCUUCCUGAAAUGUUUCAAUGACAACUUUGUGGCUGUGAGGAAACAGGCCUGUCUGACUGCUGCAGCUCUAAUUAUGAAGUGCAGCAUGGUCUUGAAUCAGCUGAUUCAGCUAACACAGAAUGACCCAGCAUGGGAGGUUAAAGUUGUUGCAAUCAGUGCUUUAGGGAAGAUCGGUUGCCUCACGCCCACCCUCCAGGACCACCUCCUCUGGGCGUUACAUCAUGAGGAGAAACCCCAGGUACGCAUCGCCGCCUGCAAGGCCCUAAAGAUCCUUAAAGUGAAGGGACCAGAGCUGCAGCACCUCCUACAGGAGCGGUUUGUUCUGGAACCCCACCCACAGGUCCAUAGGCAUAUACAGGGGCUCCUCAAAAACUAUGGCUACAGUAUUGAAGGAGACAGGGGCAUGGUCCACAAAAUCAAAGAUCAGGUUCAGAGGCUAUGCACCAAGAGCAUCAUCACAGACAAAGUGCUGUUGAUGGAGAAGCUGGAGGACAUGUACCAGCAACAGAGGAAGUAUCUGGUAAAUGAGAGCCGGCCGGACACUACACCAAUAUCACAGCUGCUGCAGGAACGCUACAACAGAAUGAAACAUUGCCCUUCCACAGUAAGGCCGACUCACUCCUCAGAUUCCUCUUCCUCCUCUAAAUGCACGCAUGAAUCCAGCCCUGUCAACAAAUCCUCUUCAUCUGCUUAUCAAGAUCAUCAACACUCCAUCAUGUGACAGUGGAGAAACUUCAGCACU
Messenger RNA from Salvelinus sp. IW2-2015, 2098 nucleotides. RefSeq names its product HEAT repeat containing 4 (gene heatr4). Gene Ontology annotation, molecular function: oxidoreductase activity. The record is from RefSeq and is a predicted model, not a curated record. NCBI's taxonomy places the organism in Eukaryota, Metazoa, Chordata, Actinopteri, Salmoniformes, Salmonidae.